Molecule: messenger RNA, 1827 nt
Organism: Emys orbicularis (European pond turtle)
Lineage: Eukaryota; Metazoa; Chordata; Testudines; Emydidae
Gene: CHRM3
Product: cholinergic receptor muscarinic 3
Exons: 1
Coding region: 19-1827 (602 amino acids)
Biological process (GO): saliva secretion; chemical synaptic transmission; adenylate cyclase-inhibiting G protein-coupled acetylcholine receptor signaling pathway
Cellular component (GO): dendrite; plasma membrane; synapse
Molecular function (GO): G protein-coupled acetylcholine receptor activity; G protein-coupled serotonin receptor activity
Source: RefSeq, a predicted model, not a curated record
CUAUGUCAGAGAGUCACAAUGAUCCUGCACAAUAACACUACAGUCUCCCCCUUGUUUUCAAAUGUGAGCUUCUUCUGGAAUAGAGAUUCCCAAGGAACAAGGCUUCUUGAGGAUGCAACGUCGGUCAUUGGCAGCUAUGACUUCCCUCAGACAACUGAGAGUUUUCCCUUCACUACUGUGGAAACAGCCAAUAGGUCACUAGAUGGCAUGAGCAAAGAUCCUCUGGGUGGACACACACUCUGGCAAGUAGUUCUGAUCGCCUUCCUCACUGGCAUCCUCGCACUGGUGACCAUCAUAGGAAACAUCUUGGUGAUUGUGGCAUUUAAAGUUAACAAACAACUUAAAACAGUCAACAAUUACUUCCUGCUGAGUCUUGCAUGUGCAGAUUUGAUCAUUGGCGUUAUUUCAAUGAACCUUUUCACCACAUACAUCAUCAUGGACCGCUGGGCUUUGGGAAGUUUGGCCUGUGAUCUAUGGCUCUCCAUUGACUAUGUAGCCAGCAACGCCUCUGUCAUGAAUCUCCUUGUCAUAAGUUUUGACAGGUAUUUUUCCAUCACCAGGCCACUUACAUAUAGAGCUAAACGAACAACCAAAAGGGCUGGAAUGAUGAUAGGCUUAGCUUGGGUCAUCUCGUUCAUUCUUUGGGCCCCUGCCAUCUUGUUUUGGCAGUAUUUUGUUGGGAAAAGAACUGUGCCUCCUGAUGAAUGUUAUAUCCAGUUUCUAAGUGAACCUGUCAUCACUUUUGGCACUGCCAUAGCUGCCUUUUAUUUGCCAGUCACCAUUAUGACUAUUUUAUACUGGAGGAUCUACAAGGAGACAGAGAAACGCACCAAGGAGUUAGCAGGGUUACAGGCCUCGGGCAGCAAAGCUGAGGCAGCACGCUUCAUUCGCCAAACUGGUAGCUCCAGAAGCUGCAGCAGCUAUGAGCUGCAGCAGCAGAGUAUGAAGCGCUCUACCAGAAGGAAAUAUGGCCGAUGCCACUUCUGGCUUACAACAAAGAGCUGGAAACCCAGCCAGGAUCAGGGGGACCAGGAGCACAGCAGCAGCGAUAGCUGGAACAACAAUGACGCCGCUGCUUCUCUUGAAAACUCUGCCUCCUCUGAUGAAGAAGACAUUGCCAUGGAAACGAGAGCCAUUUAUUCUAUUGUGCUGAAGCUUCCCGGUCACAGCACCAUCCUCAACUCCACUAAACUACCCUCAUCUGAAGACUUGAAUGGGUCAGGGGACGACUUGCAGACGUCCAACAUGGGGUCAAAGGAGAGGAAACCUAAAAGGUUGCACUCUCAGAAAAGUGUGGAGGACGGAGGAAACUUUCACAAGAACUUUUCUAAGCUUCCAGUUCAGCCAGGAUCAGCAGUAGAGGCAGCCAAGGUUUCCGGCAACAUUCCAUCAGCGGCUAAGACAUCCACAGCCCUGCCUUUAUCCUUCAAGGAAGCAACCCUGGCCAAAAAGUUUGCCUUGAAGACCAGAAGUCAGAUCACCAAGCGAAAACGAAUGUCACUUAUCAAAGAAAAGAAAGCAGCACAGACGCUCAGUGCUAUUUUGUUUGCCUUCAUCAUCACCUGGACACCAUACAACAUCAUGGUUCUGGUGAACACCUUUUGUGAUAGCUGUAUCCCCAAAACAUUUUGGAAUCUGGGGUACUGGCUUUGUUACAUCAAUAGCACAGUGAACCCUAUGUGCUAUGCAUUGUGUAACAAAACAUUCAGAACCACUUUCAAGAUGUUACUGCUGUGCCAGUGUGACAAACGGAAACGACGCAAACAGCAGUAUCAGCAGAGGCAGUCAGUCAUUUUUCAUAAGCGGAUCCCCCAGGAGGCUUCAUAG